UCGGGCUUGAGAUGGUCCCUAGUAUAGAGGGACCUGUGUGGGCAGGGAGAGAGCUCCUCUGAACCCCGAUUGCAGACCAGGGACUAAGGGGUCACUGGCAAGGGGCCCUGCUGGCCAGCCCAGAGCAGCCUAAGACUCACCGAUCUUCUUGUCCACUGAAUGACCUGCCAUUGCUCUUUUCUCUGCUUUGGACAUCCCCCACUCCUCUUCCCAGUGGUUAAGCCUCUAGAGGGAAAGUAACAGUUUAACCCAUGAGAGGGCAUUAUAAGUGCAGGUGGGGGAGCAGAGGACUUGGUUCUUGGCCCCUGCAAUCCGGGCCAGCCCCCCGCUGAAGCCUGGUCCCAACAGGAAUCCCGCCCCAGUCACACCAGGGCAGUACUUGGGAACAGGAGUUGGAGGGGGGAAUGUCCUGGGCCUCUUUUCCCAUCUGCAGCUGAGACCAGUUGGCCUGGAAGAGGGGGGGCCCCCCACAGCUCUGGCGUUUCCGGCCUCCAAGGGCCAAACAGAUCAGAUGGUAAGGCCGGGGCUCCGGGUGACCAGCCCAGCCCUACUCCACUGACGGAGUCUUCUUCGACCACACCAGGGCAGCACUCAAGGAGCAGGCACUGGGGGCUCCUGGAGCCACCAUGACCUUUGCCAACCUGCUGGAGCAGCUCGGAGGACUAGGGCGCUUCCAGCGGCUUCACAUCAUGGCACUCGUGACCCCCAUACUCCUGACGGCCUCUCAUAACCUCUUGCAGAAUUUCUCAGCAGCAGUGCCCCCGCACCACUGCCGGCUCCAGCCAGUGCCCCUCGGUGCCAACCAGAUGGGGAACCUCACCCCUGAGACCUUGCUCAGGCUAUGGGUUCCACUGGACAGGGGCCACCAGCCUGAGAGAUGCCAACAAUUCUCCCAACCCCACUGGCAAGGCCUGGAGUCCAAUGAUACUGCCCACAACAGGAGCACCCCCAACAUCGAGCCGUGCCGAGAUGGAUGGACCUAUGACCGCAGCGAGUUUGAGGCCACCAUUGCAACAGAGUGGGACCUGGUAUGUGACUCCUGGAAACUGACCCAGAUGGCACAAUCCAUUUACAUGGCAGGGGUACUUGUGGGAGCCAUGGUGUUUGGGAGCUUGGCAGACAGGUUUGGCCGGAAGGCCCUGCUGAGCUGGUCCUACCUACAGCUGGGGGUGACAGGGACUGCCACUGCUUUCUCCCCCAAUUACUCCACCUACUGUGCCCUGCGUUUUCUGGUUGGGAUGGCGGUCUCUGGGAUCAUCCUCAAUUGUAUGUCUCUGGUUCUAGAGUGGUCCCCCACCAGGACCCGCACAAUUACGGGGACCCUGGUUAGCUACUCUGCCACCCUAGGGCAGAUCCUCCUCCCAGGCCUGGCAUACGCCCUCCCCAACUGGCGAUGGCUUCAGCUCACUAUCUCUCUGCCUUUCUUUGCCUUCUUCUGCUACUCCUGGUGGUUUGCAGAGUCCGCCCGAUGGCUGGUCCUGGCUGGGAGACCAGAGCAGGCGGUCCAAGUGCUGAAGAGGGUAGCUCGCAUCAAUGGAAAGAAGGUGGAAGGAGAUAAACUCAGCACUGAGACACUCAAGUCCCAUCUUCAGAAAGAACUGGAUCUGGCUCAGACCCCCGGAACCCCCUGGGACCUGAUCCGCACACCCACCAUUCGGCGUAUCUCCAAGUGCCUAGCUGCUGUCUGGUUUGCCACCAGUUUCGCCUACUACGGGGUGGCCAUGGACCUGCAGGGCUUCGGACUCCGGGUACACAUGCUGCAGCUGCUCUUUGGCAUCGUGGAUAUUCCAGCCAAGCUGCUCUCCACCCUGGGCAUGAGCCGAGCUGGGCGCAGGGUCGCUCAAGUGGCCACCCUGGUCCUAGCCGGACUGGGCAUCCUGGCCAACCUCUUUGUGCCUGCAGAACUCCCUGCCCUCCGCACAGCUCUGGCUGUGUUAGGCAAGGGCUGCCUGGCUGCCUCCUUCAACUGCAUCUACCUGUACACGGGGGAGCUGUACCCCACGGCCAUCAGGCAGACUGGCCUGGGGGUGGGAAGCACCAUGGCCCGGGUUGGGGGCAUCGUGGCCCCACUGGUAAAGCUGAUGGGUGAGCAGAUGCCUCUGGUGCCCCCCAUCAUUUACGGCUCCAUCCCAAUGCUCUCCGGCCUCGUGGCCCUGGGGCUGCCCGAAACCAGGAACCGGCCCCUGAAGGACACAGUGGAAGAGGUAGAGAGCAGGCUUGCCCAGCAGCAGGGCACGGACCCUUAGGAGAAAGGAGCCCUGCAGGUGGUGGCCGAGCACAACCGAGAUCCCAGGUGACCAGAAGACGUCUCCGAGGCCCGAUGGGCCGGCUGGGAGGCAGGACCCCCGAGUUCCGUUCUGUGCUGUUCCUGGCGCUCUUCCCGGCCAGAGGAUGCCAUGCACAAGCCCAAAGGCAGAGUCCUCACCUUCUGGGGCUCAGCCUCCCCCCUGUGGCCUCCAUCGGAAAGAGAAGGGGGGCCUGCUGCUGUCUGCACUCCCUCCGCUUGUGUCCCCUUUGGGGAGCAGUGCCGGCCGGGCUCUACCGCCUAAUAAAGGGUGGCUAAUAAA
This is a messenger RNA of Monodelphis domestica (gray short-tailed opossum), 2567 nucleotides long. Its product is annotated as solute carrier family 22 member 6-A-like. Gene Ontology annotation, molecular function: transmembrane transporter activity. Gene Ontology annotation, cellular component: membrane. The record is from RefSeq and is a predicted model, not a curated record. Gene Ontology annotation, biological process: transmembrane transport. NCBI's taxonomy places the organism in Eukaryota, Metazoa, Chordata, Mammalia, Didelphimorphia, Didelphidae.